Molecule: messenger RNA, 1911 nt
Organism: Plenodomus lingam JN3
Lineage: Eukaryota; Fungi; Ascomycota; Dothideomycetes; Pleosporales; Leptosphaeriaceae
Gene: SPB4
Product: ATP-dependent rRNA helicase spb4
Cellular component (GO): nucleolus
Molecular function (GO): nucleic acid binding; ATP binding
Source: RefSeq, a predicted model, not a curated record
AUGGCACCCCAAACGAAACAAGACCGAUCUUUUAGUGCCUUGACACCUGCGCUUUCGGAGUGGAUCAUCGAGGCUGUGGAUGCAAUGGGCUUUGUGAAGACGACGCCAGUUCAACAUGCAGCCAUCCCCAUGUUCAUGAAGAAUUCUGAUGUGGUCGUCGAGGCUGUCACAGGAAGUGGGAAGACUUUGUCAUUUCUCAUACCCAUUGUAGAGCGCUUGUUAAGAUCCGAUGCGCCCAUCAAAAAGCAUCACGUGGGCGCCAUCAUCAUCUCACCAACGAGAGAGUUAGCAACACAAAUUCACACUGUUCUCUGCUCAUUACUCAAAUUCCAUGCACCAUCUGCAGCCAUGCUUGAACCCGAGGAUGAGGACACAGACAUGGAGGAUGCAGAUGCACCACCCAAGCCAUUAUUUCCUCCAGGGACGGUCAAGGUUGUACCACAGCUUCUACUCGGCGGAUCGGUCACGCCUGCACAAGAUCUCAGCAGAUUUCUCAAAUCGCAAACGAAUGUACUCAUUGGCACGCCUGGGCGUUUAUUGGAGCUAUUAUCAUCACCACACGUGCACUGCUCACAGACUUCCUUUGAUGCUUUGGUGCUGGAUGAGGCAGAUCGAUUACUAGAUCUCGGCUUCAAGGAUGACUUACAGAGGAUAUUAUCUCGGCUACCAAAGCAGCGACGCACUGGACUAUUCAGUGCCAGUGUCAGUGAGGCUGUCGACCAGCUGAUCCGUGUAGGUCUCCGAAAUCCAGUUCGUAUUGCCGUCAAGGUCAAAGCACGGUCGACUGGUCAGGACGGCGCUAUAGAAGACAAGAGGACUCCGGCCAGUCUGCAGAUGUCUUACUGCAUACUGCCACCAUCACACAAGCUACCGGCGAUCAAGCAGAUCCUCUCUUCAUUACAACCGCAACCUCAAAAAUCGAUCUUGUAUUUGGCCACAUGCUAUUCGGUCGACUAUUUUCAACACGUUCUACCGGAGAUAUUCAAGGGUUACACUAUCGUACCACUACAUGGAAAGCACCCUGACAAAGUACGCCGCAGAAAUUUUAUCAAGUUUGUCGAAAGCGUAACACCUUCCAUUCUCCUUACCACCGAUGUCGCUGCAAGAGGACUUGAUAUUCCGGCAGUUGACUUAGUUCUCCAAUUCGACCCUCCAAGCGAUCCAAAAACUUUCAUUCACCGAUGCGGUCGUGCUGGUCGAGCCGGACGCAAAGGAUUAGCCAUAACUUUUCUAGCCCCCGGUCGAGAAGAAGAUUAUAUCGAGUUCCUCCGCGUCCGUCAAACCCCUGUCUCGCCCCUUACCUCCCCUCACCUCGACAUCGCACCAGAAGACGCCGAAGCAGUAAGCAAGAAGAUCCGCAAAGUAGUCAAAACCGACAGAGCACUCUUCGACAAAGCACAACGAGGUUUCGUAUCCUGGCUUCGCGCAUAUAGCAAGCACACUGCAAGCUCCAUCUUUCGCGUCCCGGAUCUUGACUGGACAGAAUUGGGAAAUGCAUGGGGUCUGCUCAAACUACCCAGUAUGCCUGAGCUCAAAAAAUGGGACGGAGAUCGUAGUCUCGGCGUUGAGGUGGAUUUCGCCACGUACGCGUAUAAAGACAAAGCGCGUGAGCAGCAGCGACUCGUUGAACAGAAGGAGUACGAAGCAAACAAGGCAGAAGGCAAGAAGCGUUAUGUUACAGAAAACAAGAAGGAGUCGGCGUGGACACAGCAGAAAGACGCGCGAGCCACGAAGGAAUUGAGGAGGGAGAAGAAGGCUGCGAAACGGGAACACGAUCGUGUGGCCAAGUUGACGGAUGCAGAGCGUAAGGAGGAAGAGAGGUUGAAGGCCAUGGUUGAUGAAGUCAGGCAGAAGGUUAAGGAGCAGGAGGCCAAAGAGGCAGCGGAUGAGUUUGAGGGUUUUAGCGAUUGA